Aspergillus japonicus CBS 114.51 is the source of this 2401-nucleotide messenger RNA. Its product is annotated as ubiquitin-specific protease UBP1. The coding region runs from base 129 to 2132 and encodes 667 amino acids. Gene Ontology annotation, cellular component: cytosol; nucleus. The record is from RefSeq and is a predicted model, not a curated record. Gene Ontology annotation, molecular function: cysteine-type endopeptidase activity; cysteine-type deubiquitinase activity. NCBI's taxonomy places the organism in Eukaryota, Fungi, Ascomycota, Eurotiomycetes, Eurotiales, Aspergillaceae. Gene Ontology annotation, biological process: protein deubiquitination. The transcript has a single exon.
GCCUUUUGGUCCUCGCAUCAGACCAUCCUACCUGUCUUUACCUUUGGCUCUGCUUGCCUUUACUGCUUACUGCGAUAUGCUUAUAGCUCGGUCCCCAUGCCGCAGCUUUUGACUUUCUCUCAUCAGCCAUGAACGCUCGCAGAGAGGGGAUUGACUUCUCCACUCAGAGACCCUUCAGCAGCGUGCAUUACAGCAACUAUGACACCGCUUUCCAGCAUCUGCAAGGCCACUCCAACUUCACAGCCGGUGUACUAGUGACCAUCUUAUCCGUAUACUGUAUCUUCAACUAUUUCGGCUUCGUUCCCUUUUCGCUGGCCCGUUUCGCGUGGGAUUUGACCGUCCGCUUGACCCCGUUACGACUGGUCGCCGCCCUCGACUCCACGAGACCCGACCCAGAGGACUCCUCCUCGUCGACGUCGAUGAGCUUCGAAGCGAAGAGCGAAGCGAUGAGACGAAUUCUCGGGCUUGAUAAUGGAUUCCUCUCCGCCCUCCUGCCUCGCGCGUCGACCUUCUCGGGCUUCAGCACGUCGCUCCUGAGCGGCAGGGACAACUUCCCACCCGGUCUGGGCAACUGGGACAACUCGUGCUACCAGAACAGCAUCAUCCAGGGGCUGGCAUCCCUCCACUCGCUGGAGGACUUUCUGGACAGGAACCUCGAGCGACUGGGCCAGCGGACCUCGGUUUCCACCCACCAGGCCCUCAAGGAGAUCAUCGAGCGGCUGAACAGUCCGGAAAGCUACGGACAGCGGCUCUGGACGCCGCCGGACCUGAAGUCUAUGAGUAGCUGGCAGCAGCAGGAUGCGCAGGAAUACUUUGCGAAGGUGGUGGAUCAGUUGGACUUCGAGGUGCGGCAAGCGACGCGCUGGCAGACGCGCAACCUCGGCCUGAAAAUGGCUGGGCCGCAGGAACAUGUCAUCGGCACUGGGGAUCGAGGGUCGGUGCAGGCGGAUCACGCUGUGGAUCUGCGGUUGGCCGCGGAACCCCAGCUCGUUGGAAACCCGCUGGAGGGCCUCCUCGCGCAGCGAGUCGGUUGUAUUCAAUGCGGGUGGACGGAGGGACUGUCUCUGAUUCCGUUUAACUGCUUGACGGUGCCUCUCGGGCCCAAGUUCGAGUACGACAUCCGGGAGUGUCUUCAUCAGUAUAUGCAUCUGGAACCAAUCGAGGGGGUGGAGUGCGCCAAAUGUACCUUGCUGCGCACACGGAGUCAGUUGUUGAAUCUGCUGUCCCAGAUUGAGGAGGAAAAGGGCACCCCGCCGACUAGUUCUGAGUCCCAGACGGUUUCGGCUGCUCUCAGGCAGUCGGCCCGGGAGCGUCUGCGAGCCGUGGAUGAGGCCCUCGAGGAGGAAGAUUUCACGGAGAAGACGUUGUCAGGGAAAUGCCACAUCCCUUCGAAGAGCCGGGUAUCGACGACCAAGUCACGCCAGGCCGUGAUUGCCCGACCUCCUAAGUGUCUGGCUGUUCACGUCAACCGCAGCAUGUUUGAUGAAAUGACAGGGAUGCUGCAAAAGAACUAUGCUGCCGUCAAGUUCCCGACGACCAUGGACCUGAAUGAAUGGUGCCUGGGAGGAUUGGCCCAAGAUCGAACCCACAAGGACAUAGAGCAGUGGGAAAUUGACCCUAGCAUCUCGAUGCUGUCGCGGGGUCGCGGUGACGAUUCCUCGCGUCGACUUUACGAGCUGCGAGCCGUGGUCACGCAUUAUGGUCGCCACGAGAAUGGUCAUUAUAUCUGCUACCGCAAGUACACGACAGAGGUUUUCCCGGCUCACGUACCGGAAGCCGUUCUCGAAGCGGACGGCGGCAAGGAGAAAGCCGAGCGAUGGUACCGCCUCAGCGACGAGGACGUGCAAAUGGUCAGCGAAGCGAGCGUCAUGUCCCAAGGCGGUGCCUUCAUGCUGUUCUACGAGGCAGUGGAGCCGAGCUCGACUGGGAGCGCGGACACGGACGAGCUGGCCUCGCAAGAAGGCGACCUCUCGCCGUCGUCGAUAUUCAGCCGGCCGCCGUCUGACAGCAUGUCGGCUACAUCAACCACGGGGGACUCUGUCUCGGACAGGUCGCAAACAACGAGCGUCACGGCUUCGCUGCCGGUCGAACCUCUUGGCGAGAAAUCUCCGUUGGGGUCGGAGGUGGAUUAAUGGACCCAUCCUACCUGACACCCGAACCUAUGUAUAUCAGCGUUAUGUGAUACCCCCUCAUGUGCACAACUCAUUCUCACGGCGUUUGAACUCCUGUCUCUCUUGGAAAAAGUUUCCUUUCUCGUUCUUCUCUCAUUGGACCGUGCUUCAGCUGCAUGAUCUGUACAACAAUGCUUGUAUUUUAGGAGGCCGGUGGGCGAUUAGGAGGCUCGAAGAUUCUUACAUCCAUCCCUUGCUUGACAAGGACUAAGCAUGCUAGAUCUAAUGAU